Lasiosphaeria miniovina is the source of this 2265-nucleotide messenger RNA. RefSeq lists its product as uncharacterized. The record is from RefSeq and is a predicted model, not a curated record. The transcript is spliced from 2 exons. NCBI's taxonomy places the organism in Eukaryota, Fungi, Ascomycota, Sordariomycetes, Sordariales, Lasiosphaeriaceae. The coding region runs from base 1 to 2265 and encodes 754 amino acids.
AUGUUCGCCUCUGCGCGACUCUCGGCAUUGCUUGGUUUUCUCGCCGUCCUCAUGUCCCUCCCAACCCCUGCCUUCGCCUUCAGAUGGGUCAACAAUGUCAACUUCACAUCGUGCUACAACGAUGUUGUCCAAAAUAUGACCCAGAACUGCAGCGACACGGCAACCCAGUACUGCGACUAUGACAACGGCGUGCUCAACAACCCGGACCGCAUCUUCCUCACCUUCCAAGGCUGCGAGAGGCUCUGUGGCGAUGGCUACGGAACCUGGGCCAUCUCCGACAUCCUCCUCCGUAUCACGCUCUGGGUAACGCCGGCUAUCAUCCUCCUCGCCCACUACCACUUCCCGCCGCUGGGCCCUGGCAACUAUGGCGCCGUCAUGGUGCAUAUUCUCGGCGACCCGAUCGACACGCUCUGGUGCCUCCUGAUACGCAUCACGGUGCGCCGCCGCCUGUUCUUGAAGGCCCAGCAGUAUAAACUGCUAAGCGCCGGGGCCAUCGCAACCAUCUGGUCGGCAUACGACGAACUGAAAUUCCACGAUGAUCCCCACGAGCACUUCAGGAGAGCGCUCACAAGGCUGCGGACUGAGGAGUUCGUCGUCACUCGCUCGGCCCCCACCAGCGGUCAUCAAGUAGGAGACAGAGUACGCCUCCCGGCCGGCUUCCUGCAGGUCCCGCCUGAUCGGGGAAUGGGCAUGUUUGGUACUUCGAGGUCGCUAGACGCGGACAAGACGUUCUUCGCGCGUAUCGAUGCCUAUUUUGUCUUCCUGCUGCAGUCUCUGGUGUUUAGUCUCACGGGGCGGGGGCGGCGCCCUGACACGACCGACGACGUGGGCGGCCUCCCAAACUAUUUCCAGGAAUGGCACCGAGCCAUCCGGGAGCUGGGGGAAGACGAGCGCCCCGUGCUGUACCACAUCGAGCUCGCGGCCCAGCGCCUUGUCUUCAACCGGGACGAGUCGCAGACGACGACGUGGAUAUCCAUUGUUGGCCUCGCGUCAGCCUUGAUGGGCGCCUUUGUGCGCACCUGGACCAACAGGCUCGAAACCCAGACCUCGCACACCAUCGCCACCGUCGCGCUUCUUCUCUUUGUCGUGCCCAUCAUCAAGCUGAGCGGAAGCCUCGGCGCCUUCACGUCGUCGUCGGCGGCGGCCAACAUUAUCCAGGAGCUGCGCCAAGAACUGCAAGAGCACUUUGGCUUUGACGACGGUCUGUUUCCGCCCCUCAGGAUCCCGAUUCUGCCCGACACUAUAGAACCGGGCAGGAGAAGGUAUUCCAGGGUCGGGGACAGCGAGGACGUUCCUCUCACCCACUUCAGCGGCGGCAGCUCCAACGGUGGCGGUGGGGCUGACGCGGUGCCCCUCUUGCGCUCAGAGCUAAGCGACGACGACAAGCAGCUCAUUGACUGGCCCAAGGUCGCCGCCUACUCGGGCAUGAACAACUCGUACCGGCCGCAGAAAUCAACCAAGCUGAUCCCAGCCCGCGUGUCCCUCUUGCUCUUUGUCGUCUCCUUUUUCUGGGUGGCGGCGCUGUGCUACACGCCGGCGCUGCUCAUCUCGUACAUGACGCCGCUCCGGGGGUUUGCAUGCCGGUCUCUGGCGUGGACAGUGGUGGCCAGCUGCUGGUUGGUCAACACGGGCAUCAACUACGUGUGCGCGCUGACGCUGUUCCCGUACGAUGCGCGCAACGAGCACCACCCGAUCGAGGCGCGGCACCAGACGGCGUGGACGGCGCGGCGGGAGCUCCUGCUGUGGCGGACGACGUGGAUGCGCGACGCCUUGUUCACGGGCUUCAUCACGCUCAUCAUCGUAGCGCAGCAGCUAGGCCUAUACAACAGCUGUUGGUGCCGGUCCGGUGAGCUGUCGCGGCUGACGCGCGACACGCCGAGCUACGUCAACCUGACGCCCUUCACCAACGAGGAAUGGAUAUCAGGUUGGUUUUUAUGGGUGCCCACGCCCUUCACGGCGUACCUGCUCAGCAUCGCCGGCAUCCUCCUGGUCGAGAUCAAGUUCUCCAAGUCGUCGAGCAUGAUGGGCAAGAGCAACAAGGAGCGCGAGAAGAUGUUACUGCACCUGAGGAUGUUAGACACUUCCCGCGCACGCCAGCCGCCGACACAGCAGGCGACACAGCAGACGACGCAGCAGGCAGCCGGCGCGGCAGGUAAUAUUGGCCAUUAUUACGGGGCCCAGGCAGUUCCAGUCACGGCUCAACCAGACCGGAUUAGCCAUUAUUUGCUAAAUUUUAAGUCGGUGUCGCGGUUGCUGCCUGCGUGA